Klebsormidium nitens is the source of this 2333-nucleotide messenger RNA. The record is from the annotation of a GenBank genome assembly. NCBI's taxonomy places the organism in Eukaryota, Viridiplantae, Streptophyta, Klebsormidiophyceae, Klebsormidiales, Klebsormidiaceae.
CUCAGGUGAUUUCGAGUGGCCGCUGACUUUCCAAUGCUCCGAGCACUGCGGAAGCUAGGUAGGUAGUAGUAGGUAGUAGCAACAGAGAUAAUACGGUACCUACGGUAGAUGACCUGCGCUGAGCUCCGAGAAAGCGAGGUCCAAUGAUGGGAGUAACAAUGUCAAAGGGCUGCUUGCAUGUGUCACUCGCCCAGUUGCAGGUGCGGUUCAGCGCCUGCGAAGGGCGUGGAAACCAUGCACAACCUCGGGAACGUGGAACGGCCUUUGCCUUUGGAGGAGUGCUGUCCCUGUUUCCAGGUCGCUUGACAUUGGAACUACUGACCUGUUUGGGUGUCGAUCCAUACCCGGAAUAAUUAUCUCCAGCUGCUGAUAUUAGUGAAGAAUGGACGGUUGUUUUGAAGGGCAAGCGGGCCAGGGCGGAUGCAUUGUAGCUCCCACGCUUGGCUUUGCCGCGCAUCGGGGAGGCAGCUUAGAGGCACUACAGGCGUCGGCCUCGCAUUCAGCUGUGCGGAGCUUUGCUCAACCAGCACAGACGUCGGCAGCGUGGACCAUGUUUCCAGCUCAGCAGCAAUACGAGCUGUCGUUGCCCCGGCACCUCGUAGAGCAAGCUAAGAGGCACCAGGAUCAAGGAACCACCGCCAGCAAUCAGCCCUCCCUAGUUGCGCCUUCUCGACUCUUCUCGGACACUGCACCAACUCUUCAGUUCCCUUGCGACUCUUUCGCACAGCGUCUGUUUAACGGAGCCCAGCCGACCACCAUGGACAGCACUCCUGCACCACCAUCCACCGCUCCCGUUCCUGUUCCCACUCCUUCCCAGCAGAUGCUUUGGCAUUCUUGCGGUGGAAGAAAGCGACCAAGGGCAAUGAUUGAGGCUCCGCAUUUACCAUGGAGGACUGCCCCCUCCCAGCUGUUAGGCAGCCAAGAGGUUCCUCAAGUCAGACUAGCCAUCCCUCUUAGCCAUCCCAGCUCACCAGUCAUCAACGCCUCUCCAUCUGAGACCUUUAGGCUUCCCUCUCGGAGCGCAAGCCCCACACCAGCCCAGUCACAACAAACGGAAGAGGUCAACUGUGGGAGGGAGGAACGAGGGCCCUGUGAAAGGGUAUGCCUCCCCCGACCUGCGCUCGCCACCCCUGCCCAACCGGUACUACUGCCCGGCUCCAAGCUCCUGAGCCCCCCAGUCCUGUGCGAUUUGUGCGGCCAGCGGCGACCGAUUGGGCUCAUGGGUGCGCACCUCAAGCUGGAGUGCCCAUUCACACCGGCACAGUGCCCUCAUAAGGGUUGUUCGUGGCAGGGGCCGCGGCAACUCCUCAAGUUACACGUGGACGAGAUCUGCAAGUGGGUGUUAGUCCCGUGCCCCUUCACGGCCCCCGGGUGGCCCCCAACGAUCCCCCGCGGACUGGUCCGCAACUGGCAAUUCCAGCCUGCAGGCGGCCGUGUGCAAACGGCAGCCGGAAAAUGCCCCGCUGGCAUUGCAAGCCCUUGUCCAGUGAUUCCCGAGAAGGGACGACGACACGUGUCGAUCAACGAGAGCUCCGAGCUGGACGAAGAGGAUUCCGAGCUACAGAGCGAUGCUGACUCAGCAUGGUCACGGACGAGAGCCCCCGCGCGCCCUCUUCUUGCGGGAGUGCCGAGAAUGUUUUGAGAGUGGCCGUGUUUGGACAGCAACGUAGUUCGAGUCUUAGGACGGGGACAUGUCUAGGACAGGCGCCGAUACAUAUCUUUCUAGGGAGCGAGUACGGAUUGACACUACCGCUGAUUGGAUUGCUGUACCGCAAUUUGUGCACUCUUUGAAGAACUAGAGAGGUUACGCGAUCGCGGAGGGCGCUCCGAGGUUGACAAUAAGGUCGACAAAGCAGAAAACAUAUACGACAAGUGUAAAGAGGUGGGGACGGGUCGACUGCUGGGAUUGAGUUCGUUACGUGAGGCCAUGUACAAAGAGGUACUAAGAGGUUGUUUACUGCGUCCAUUUUGGUGUCGCCACAUGUGUUCAGAGAUUCAGUUGAUAAUAGGCAAUACAAUACCUCAAGUGCGUUAUGCAACAAUAACGGUUUCGAUAACUGCAACCGAUCAAACUUGGAAGUAGGAACUGGUUAGGGACGUUUGAAGAGGGAAUCUGAUAGAUAGAGUAUAGUAGUGCUUAGCGAUUGUAGGAACGUCAGCAAAUCAGUCGGGACGGUGGCGCUGACGACAUGAUUGUUCUCGUUCAGUUACUGCUGUGCCUCUCUCAUGUCGUCCUUCAUUCAGAAUCAACACUGUCAGGACUGAGCUGCAACCUGCAUUACGUUGCAUCUAGUUAGGGCAAUCGCCGGCCACUUUUGCUUCUUGUAUAAGGG